CUGAAUUAUAAAGUCGUGUUUCUUUAAGCUGUGAUUUUAAAUUUCAUGAAGCGUCAUUCGAUUUUGUUAAUACAUUGAUUUAAAAAUGAUCAUUUUGACAGUGUUUCUGCUGGGUUUUACAUUAGUUAAUUGUAACGUUGUGAAUCCGACAGAAGAUGAGUUGAUAUUUACGCAACUUAUAUUCCGGCAUGGAUCACGAACGAUUCUAAGAACGUACGAAAAUGAUCCAUACAAGGAUGCUAAACAUUGGCCGGAAGGUUUCGGACAGCUUACAAACUUGGGCAAGCAACAGAUGUAUGAACUGGGAAAAUAUUUCCGCCGAAGAUAUGAAAACCUCCUCGGCGAUGGAUCUUAUCACCCUGAUAAGGUGUUUGUACUAUCAUCUGCCCGUGAUCGAACCAUGAACAGUGCGUCGUUGGUGUUGAGUGGUUUAUUUCCGCCGCAAAAUAAUCAAAUUUGGAAUGAAGAUUUGCUUUGGCAACCAAUUCCUGUCAAUACUAUACCAAAUGAUGAAGACUAUUUGCUCAUUGCCGAAGGAGGUUGUGAGAGACAUCAAAAAUUGCUAAACGAAUAUCAACAAACGGAUGAAUUCAAAGCAUUAAUCGAAAAACAUCGUGAUUUAUUCGAAUAUUUGGAAAAACAUGCAGGCCAACCCAUUCGAAACAUCCAACAGUUAAAAGAUCUUCAGAAUGUGUUAGAAGUUGAAAAAGAAAUGAAUAAAACGCUUCCUGAAUGGACACAAAGUGUUCUUAUACCCGGAGGACCGUUCGAGAAACUGGCUGAAUCCUGGCUGGUUAUUACCUCUGCAACAACCGAAUUGAAAAGACUGAAAUCUGGUUUUCUGCUUCGAGAGAUUAUGGAUCGUUUCAAAAGUAAAACUCUUUCAACUCUAUCACCGGAUCGCUCCUUUUGGCUCUAUUCGGCCCACGAUGUCACAAUCACUGGGAUAUUGAACAGUCUUGGUGUUUUCCACAAUGUACAUAUACCACCGUAUGCAUCGAGCCUGCUUUGUGAGCUGUACAAAUCCAACGAUAGUUUCUAUAUUCAAUUAUUCUACAGAAAAUCAAAUGAAGAAAAUCCAACGCCACUGAAUAUUCCAAAUUGCGGCACAAAAUGUCCCAUCGAUAAAUUUUAUGAAUUAUUUGAUGACAUUUUACCAACCGAUUUCGAAACAGAAUGUCUGCCAUCAAACGAAAAGACUUCGAUUUUGGCCGGUACAGAACUAUCGAUCAUGCGGCCAAUAAUGUACUGGAUAGUAUUUUUGCUUUGUCUUUUUGAAUUCGCCAAUUGUAGUGGAGUGAAUAAAACUGAAAAUGAAUUGAUAUUUUCUCAAAUUAUAUUUCGGCAUGGUGAUCGUAAUAUUCAAUUCACAUACAAAAAUGAUCCAUACAAAGACAAAGUAAAUUGGCCUGAAGGUUUCGCGCAGCUUACGAAUUUAGGUAAACAGCGUGCAUUCGAGCUUGGUCAAUAUUUUCGGCGAAGAUAUGAACAAUUACUCGGAGAUGGUUCUUAUCAUCCGGAUAAAGUAUACACCCUAUCGUCUGCUUUCGAUCGCACUAUAAAUUCCGCUUCGUUAGUUCUAUCAGGCCUAUUCCCUCCACAGGAUAAUCAAAUCUGGAAUAAAAACUUACUAUGGCAACCCAUUCCUGUAUAUUCUAUACCAACCGCACAAGAUAAUUUUUUGAUUUUCUCAAAGGGUGUAUGUCCUCGGUAUGAAAAUGUACUGAAAGAAUACCAACAAACAGCUGAAAUUAAAGAAAUAUUGGACCAACACCAGGAGUUACUUCAAUACUUGGAAACACAUGCUGGACAACCGAUACGCAAUUUGGAACAGGUUAAAAAUCUUUGGGGCACUUUGAACGUUGAACAUAUGAUGAACAAAACAUUACCCGAAUGGACGCAAAAACUAUUCAUACCUGGCGGAGAUUUUAAUUACUUGAAUGAUUACUGGUAUAAAAUACUCAGCAAUACUGCUGAACUUAAGAAGUUGAGGCCGGGAUUUCUUCUUAAAGAAAUACUAGAACGUUUUCAAAAUAAAACUCGUUCAACCUUGACACCAGACCUCUUAUUAUAUAUGUAUAGCGGUCAUGAGACAACAUUAGUCACUAUGUUAAAUUCUCUUGGACUUUUUGAGGGUCAAAUUCCACCGUAUUCAUCAUGUCUUCUGUUUGAAUUGUAUAAGUCGAGUGAUGAUUAUUAUGUUCAAUUAUUCUACAGAAAAUCAAAUGAAGAAAAUCCAGUGCCAUUGAAUUUUCCAAAUUGUGGCACAAAGUGCUCGUUAGAUCGUUUAUUCGAAUUAUACAGAGACAUUUUGCCAUCUGAUCCCGAAACCGAAUGUAAACUGCAAAAUGAGCAGUAAUCAUAAAUAUAAAGUGUAUUAUUAAAGAGAAAGGAACAAGUGAAGUCGAAUUUCUAGUCUCUUUUACUAGCAUUAAUAUGCACAUUUAAAGUUGACAGAAAAGUCACUUUUUUACCAACUCUGUUGAAAGAAACCCUCAAACAGCAUUCAAAAAUAAACAACUAUGAAACAAUGGUAAAA
Messenger RNA from Contarinia nasturtii (swede midge), 2539 nucleotides. RefSeq lists its product as uncharacterized. Gene Ontology annotation, biological process: dephosphorylation. Bases 86 to 2359 code for a protein of 757 amino acids. Lineage: Eukaryota; Metazoa; Arthropoda; Insecta; Diptera; Cecidomyiidae. Gene Ontology annotation, molecular function: phosphatase activity. The record is from RefSeq and is a predicted model, not a curated record. The transcript has 11 exons.